Molecule: messenger RNA, 7063 nt
Organism: Formica exsecta
Lineage: Eukaryota; Metazoa; Arthropoda; Insecta; Hymenoptera; Formicidae
Product: serine/arginine repetitive matrix protein 2-like
Exons: 4
Coding region: 849-3467 (872 amino acids)
Biological process (GO): negative regulation of transcription by RNA polymerase II
Cellular component (GO): PRC1 complex
Molecular function (GO): metal ion binding; promoter-specific chromatin binding
Source: RefSeq, a predicted model, not a curated record
UAAGAUUUUUACAUUUUUAUAGUUUCUAUAUUUCUUUAUAAGAAUGCGAUUAUAUUCUGAUAAUACGUCUUUACGAUAAUAUUUUUAUUUUUUAUAGAAUCUUGAAAAAUACUAAAAACGACAUCUAUAUUUAUUAAUCAUUAUCUUACUAAUUCUGUUAAUUAAUCGAUCGCUCGUGACACGUUACACCGAGAAAAAAAAAAUGUCGAUUGUGUGAUUACUGCUUCUCGUUUUAUCGCUUUUACGUUUCUCCUUUGUACGUUACGGCCUUUGGCUAUUCUUGUCGCCGAUGUCGAGUAGGCGCAUGAGAAAGAAAAAGAGAGAGAAAGAGAAAGAGACGAAGAUCGCACGAAGAAGAAAAACACGACGACACACGGACUUAUACUCGUACCUGUACAGAGUUGUCCGGGCGCGUGUUACCGGCACGAAAGUAUCGCGCCGGCUCUUGCGGAGAGAGAGAAAGAGAGAAAGAGAAAGAGAGAGAGAGAGAGAGAAACCAUCCCCUUUAAGAGAUAGACCUUAAAGUCUCGGCCACGCCGGCACGAAUUUCCCCCGGGAUCUCCCCGCGGGAGACAGACACACUCGUCCUCGUCCGCGUACGUACGCACAUCGGCAUUGCGCACCGAUGCGCGUGGAAAUCGUGCGUGCCUGCGUGCAUCGGUCUCGAGCGCGAACGAGCGUCGCGCCGGCGCGUCGCUGCAACGGAUUGUCGUACCGCGAUCCGCGUGCGCUGUGUGCACGCGUUUGCGCGGAUGCACGAACGACAGUUCGCACUACUGAUUACGCGUCUUAUCGUAGUCACCGUCGAGAUGCGCGCAUCGUGAGAGUGUCGCACGACGUAUUUACAGAUGAACUCUGUGUUGGAAUAUCCAACAAUAUAUUGUGUGACAUUUGUUUCUGGUUUUAAAGUUUCUGUUUUGAUAUUUCCAGUCUUCAAGUUUUCACCGAUUAUCAAUAUGGAGGCAAAGAAAAAGGAGAAGCCACUAGUCAAAGACUUGAAUGAACAUAUCGUGUGUCCUCUGUGCGGAGGAUAUCUCAUAGACGCUACAACUCUUGUGGAAUGCCUGCACUCCUUUUGCAGAGGUUGCAUCGUUCGACGUCUGAGUAGCGGCGCCCGCGCGUGUCCCGUGUGCAACGUCGCGGCUUCCCCGCCGCUUCUGCCCGACACGCGGCUCCAACGGCUCGUGUAUCUCGCGGUGCCCGGUCUCUCCCGAUCGGAGCUCGAGCGCAGACGUCACUUCCGUCUGGUGAAUCCUCAAUGCCCGCCCCUGGCAUCGCCCGUGGGCGCCCUCGAUCUCACCGUGGAGGACUUGGUUAGUCUGAGCCUACGAGAGGUGACGGACGCGGAGAACGAGACGAAGGAGGAUACUUGCGACUCGUCGAAGAACGACGAAGUAUCGGGAAUAUCGACGCGGUAUCUCAAGUGCCCGGCCGCCGUGACGGUGCGUCAUCUGGUAAGGCUGCUGAUGCUGAAGAGAGGAUGGGAAGAGGCUAACGCCAGCGUCAACGGCGUCAAUAACAGGAUAGAGAUUAUGUACCAGCAUCCCGAUGACGAGAAUAUGCGCCCGCUCGAUCCGUCUUGGACGCUCCUGGAUCUCGCUUGCAUAUUUCGAUGGGAGAGGGAAGCACCGAUGAGGCUGUUCUACCGGGUGUUACGAAAAGAGGAGAUGGUUAAAAGUUCGACGUUAAAGGUUCCCUCGUCGUGCAAAGACGAUGCGACGAAAGACGGCCCGGCGGCGAUCGAGAACAUGCAACGUCCGCCAACCCCUCCACCUAGUCCCAAGCUCAGUCGCGAACCGGAAGCGGAACCUCGCGCCGCAGAACCCCCCCGCGUUCUCGAAACGAAUGUCGAUGUCCGCGACAAGGAGACAAAAACGAAGAAGCCGCGCUGCGAGGUGACGCCCGUCAUGCGUGCCCCGGAUCCCCCAACCGGCGGACUUGCACCGAGCAAUCAUCAUCAGUCAGCGGAAAGCGCGAAGAGCAAGGAUCUGACGAGGCUGGAGCACCGGAAGCGACGCAAGCGACGAAACAAGAGGGUGAUCGCGGAAAUCACCACCACGCCGCGAGAGGAUCUGCUAAAGCUCAAGGUCCGCCUGACACCUUGUCCUCCGAGGAUCACCUCUGGCACGGCAACAGGUGGCGGAGCCGGGAGUGUCGGCGCAGGUAAUCAAACGAAAGAGAAGUUGCUGCAAAUGCGGGCGGUUAGACGCGAGAAGAUCAAAGCGAUCGGUCAGCAACGAUCGAAGGCGAGCUCGCUGGCGCGGGAGGAAGUCGGACCCAAAGAGUGCGCCGCUAUAGAAACGGAGGAAACGAUCGAGGACAUCAUAGACAGCAUUCCCGACGAAGUCGUCCGUAUCGCACAGAAUAUCAGCAAUCAGAACGAGGACGUCGCGGCGGAUAGGAUGACUGGCAAAAAAGAAGCGGAACCGUCGAAUAAUACAUCGGAGAAUAAUGGCGAGCCGGAAAAACCGAAGAAGGACGAGGAGAUUCUUCGGCGACUAGGCUUGGUCGCUAUCAACGAGGCCGGUGGCAACAAGACGGCGAAGCAACGCGCGCAGAGCGGCGCCGACAAGACGGACAGUAUGGACCGCGAAAAAUUGGAGAAGCAGUUGCGCGAGAGCAAGGCAAACCGCGUGCGGAGUCUGCUGGCGGAGAAGCAGAUGCGCGACGCGCUCAAGAGCAUCAUGUCCAAGACGAAGGAGGAACGGGCGUCGUCCGUUGUCAGCACGCCGACAUCCGCUCCCAUCCCCGUUUCCAUAUCCGCGCCGAAGAAGAAGGAACCGCCGCCGUUGGCGCCUCUGCGCGUCGCCAAACCGUCCGGUUUUGCCGCGACCAGCGGCGUGCUGGUGGUAUCGAACACCACGUCCAAGUACGAGACGCCAUUGGACCUCAGUAGCGGCGGCACCACUGUCAACGAUAACGUCCUCGACCUGUCGGCUACGUUGCCCGGUAGCGGACAGCCGGCUACCUUUUCAUCUUCCUCGUCUCCCUCUUCCUCCUCGUCCUCUUCCUCUUCCUCGUCCUCUUCCUCGUCCUCCUCACCCUCUUCCUCAAUGCCGUCGUUAUCGUCGUCGUUGCCGUCGUCGAGACCACCUGGGCGACCCGCCAUCAGCGGCGCCAGCAGCUUUUUCCGCAAAUCCAAGGAACUGGAUCAGCAGCGUGGCCGGGGACAGCAAGAGUUGAAUCUGAGGACCCUCUCGGACGUCGCGGUAUCCCGCCUGAGUGGUUGUCUGACCGAGAAGAACCCGGAGCCGCUCGCGUUAGCUUCCGGGAACCUUCACGCCACCCCCAGCAAGGUCGCCCUGCGGAUACCGCAGCUGCAUCAGCGCAUCCCCGGCUUCAACAUGAAGAUCAAACCCAAUCUCGGCGUCCGGCAUAUCCCGAAUCCCCAAGCGGUCGUGGCCUCCCAGUAUCGUAACCAGAGGGCCAGUUACUUCAACGCGGUCUCCCAACAGCCGCCGUUGUAAAUCUAUGUCUCUUAAUCGUCGUAAUCUAUCCCUUCUCUCUUCCGCCUCCUUCGUCUUCUCCCUGUUUCUUUUUUCUUUCUCCCAUCUCCAUCGUUAAAUUCCGAUGUCAGGAGAUGAAGGAUGGAAGUUCUAGACCAAAAUCCAAAGGCUAUAUGUUACUAUUAUUUUAUCCUCGUUUUUUUCCGACGACUCGCUCGCUCAUGACACGUAAUCAGAUUGAUUUGGAAAGACGAUUUCAUCGCAGUGAUACACCGAUAUGACUUCCCAUUCGUGAAAUUGCUCGUUGAAAUAAAAGAUACUACGAGUAUCUGAUACGUAAGAAAUUGCACGACAGUCGGGAUAUUGAUGCUCGUAAGUAUUAUCUUUAUCGGGGCAAGCACCCUUUUAAUAUAUAUGUCUAACGAACUAUCUAAUCCCCCCUAUCUAAUGCUGAGGUCUUAGCUUGAAAACAGGUGUUCGCAGAUACAAGAUAUUCCCGAUAAACUUUAGGUACAUAAUUUUUGUGGAAUUUAAAGACAAAUUUCUUCUAUAUAAAAAAAAGCACAUGUGCUCAAGUAUAAAUAGUUUUUAAAUUAUAAGUGAUUGAAAAUGGACCAACUUUUCGCGAGCUAAGCUUCGCGGACGCGAAUAGAUAAUAAAACCUCAUUCUUUGACAAUUAAGGUAAACCUCAUUCCUUAAUUAAUUACAAGUGAAUUUCUUGCUUUCAUGAAAUUUUAAACUCGGAUCUUGAGAUCGCUCGGAUGUUAAAAAUUAUCCAAUAUCGAGAAAAGUCAUUCAAGCAUAUUUUUAUUAACGAAAAAUCGAAAUGUCUUGAAAUUUUUCGAAAAAUUCAUGGAUAAAGAUGAUUGCGGAACAAUUGGCCCGCACUGGUUUUAAAUCGUGUGUUCCUAAAUAUAUAUAAAUAUCGAAACUUGAAAGAAACGAUUCAUAGGAAAUAUUUAUAGCUCUGUGUAUUGCGAACAUGUUAAUAUUCGAUAUUCUAGUUGAAAUUUUUCCGAGAUUCUAUUGCUAUCUCGACGAAAAUCAAAGAGGUGAGAAUAUUAUAGACAAAGUUUUAUCUUAAAACACAAUCGUCUUAUACUCUGGUAUCCACAUUAGGAGUGAGUAUAGAAGAACCUUUGUAAGUAUAUACAUAUGUAGGAAGCGCACAAUCGUCUGUACUUUCGAUCUGAUUACGCCGUUGUUCUUUGAGGGGAGGAGAAAAUAAAUCACAUCGAUUAUUUGUCCGAUUAUUGUUACCUUGAUGUAUCAAAACUGUACGACACUGUAAUAAUGUAUGUCUGAUCUGCGUCGCGGUCUAUACUCUUACUAUGGUUACCAACGGAUCGAUCUGACAAACGAAAACUUUCGCGAGGAAAAUCCGUAACGUCGCUGUAUACGAUAUUCAGGGACGAAUUAGUCAGCAUAUAUAAAAUGACAGAUAAUUUUAUAUAUAUGUAUAAAAUUAUCCGUUGUUCCCCUGCGAUAGGACCAUGCAAGUACUCCGAAUUUGCGAGAAGCAAGCAAAGAGCUGGAGUCUGAUUCGCGCGAGUAGUCCAAGAGAUUUUUGUGUGUAUAGUAAGUUUAAUAUUUAUAUUAUUUUAUCUAUUUUAUCAAAUAGAUAAAACAAUAUAUCUAUUUUAUUAAUAUUAUUUUAUUAAUAUUUUAUUAAUUUAUCUAUUUUAUCAAAUAGAUAAAAUUCCCCCGAGGCGAUCGUCAUCAAUGAGCCGAGCAUGUCUCGAAUUUUCGUUAUACACACAUAUUUUAAUUAAAAUACCUUAUAUCUUAUAUUCAAAUAUCUUCAUCUUACCAGAAGAGGAUUACAUUUCAGUUGAUUAAAAAAGUUCCUUGCGAUUUUAUCUAUUAUUACAUAUAUUUAUAAUUGUUGAAUUAUUUUAGUUGCCUGUUUGUUGAUUUAAUUGUGUGCGUGUAGAAUAUUUUUGAAAUAUUUGUUUUUGUUGGAAACACACAUUCGAGAUAGUUAGAAAUAGCUAUACAAUGAUACACGUGUAAUCGAAUAAUCUCGAGUUAAUCUUGGGUUUAUACAAGAUUCCAAAGAUGUGUAAGUAAAUAACAUAACGAAAUCCGAUCGUAUUAUACAAAAGGACGGUUACAUCCUGUUCGUGUAUAUUACGUCAAUAUUAUCCUCAGGAGAUCUAUCCGAGGCGAAAAAUGAGAAAAUGCGUUUUUCUCGAAUGUUCGCACGGGCCUAUUUAUAUAUGUCGGGCGAUAUAUUUCUCCUUCUCUUUCUCUCUCUCUCUCUUUCUCUGUUUCUCUCUCUCUCUCUCUCUCUCUUUCUUUCUUUCUUUCUCUCUCUCUUCAGAACCUACAAUUAGCGAAAUAUACCUACAUGUAAUAAUUUGUAGAGAUGCCAAAGAGAACGCCAGAGAACGUGUGCAAUGUAUUAGUGCAAUUUAAUGACCGUGUAACGUAACGUAAUCGUAUAAUCGAUCUAUCACUCGGCGAGCUAACACAUCGCCGAGUUUAUUAAAGGUAGGUAGGUAGGUAGAUAAUCGUAUAGACACACAUACGAAUUGCGUGAUUUGUGAUUCCCCGAUGGGGGGGGACUCUGUAGCGUUAUAUAUAGACGUAGAGGGAGACAAGAUGUUUUUGUAACAGCACAUUUUUGUGGAAUUUACAAAAAAAAAAAGAAAAAAAAUGUCGCAAGAGAUUUCUCUAAGCGCACGAGCGUCGCUCAAACUUUAAUUUGCGCGACGAUGACCAAAAAAAAAAUGGUCUUUCGACUGACAAGGGUUUAGGCUUUUUAAAUUGACUCUUGACAAGUCGGACCGAAAAGUUGAAAAUUUCACACCGCAUACACAUUUAAAGAAAUUAAAUCUUUUUUUAGCGAAUCUUGUUUAACUCUUUCAAAAUUCGAGCGAUAUGCGUUUUGUAUCUUUUCUAUUAAGAUGAUUCAUAGUAUGCGCGUUCAUAUAUGGUAUACAGAAGCGAACUUCUCUUCUGUUCAUAAUAUUUCUUUGGAUAUUGAGUUAGAAAAAUGGAUAUAGCAAAUCUAAGCAUUAAAAAUAAAAAAAAUCUGAGAAAUUUAUUCGAGUGGAUCUAUUUGUGAGAAGCUCCUUUAUCAAGUUUUUUAAAAACUUCAAAAUAAAUUUCAUAUAACGGAAUGUCGAGUGUUUUAAUAAAAAAUAAAUGCCAGCAUCUGGAAUAAAUGGUCAUAUAUUACGGAAAUAAAUCACUGAGUCAUGAAUUAUGUAAUACUCUCUGGAAUAAGAAUUCUCGUAAACUUCAAAAGAGAACGACCAAUUGCAAAGUAUAUAGCAUCGGAUGGCGAAUAGCGUAAAUUAAUCCACAUAAUGUAAAAUUAUGCUUUAACGUUGGGAGAUUGAUUGAAUGAAUAUCAAAAAAUGUCUGGUACGCAAACGAUCGUUACAUUUUAAGGUGCGAACCGCAGCGAAUGAUAAAAGACGGAAGAGCAUUCGUUAAAACCGUUGCUUCCUUUCACGUGCUUGCGAUAUAAGAUACAGUCGAUGUAAUCGCUUUGCUAAUUCGUGCAUUGAAAUUCAUACGUAGCGAAAUCGCACACGCGAGACGGACUAUAAUUACUUACUAAUUGAAAAUAAAAAUGCGUAUUCGAUAAUAAAUUGUUCGAAGUGGU